Molecule: messenger RNA, 6407 nt
Organism: Anopheles darlingi
Lineage: Eukaryota; Metazoa; Arthropoda; Insecta; Diptera; Culicidae
Product: protein split ends
Exons: 6
Coding region: 3-3317 (1104 amino acids)
Biological process (GO): ubiquitin-dependent protein catabolic process; mRNA processing; protein ubiquitination
Cellular component (GO): nucleus
Molecular function (GO): ubiquitin protein ligase activity
Source: RefSeq, a predicted model, not a curated record
AAAUGUCGUCGGAAACGAACGAUGAUUUGCUUAACUACGAGUUGGGCUGCGACGAUCCGGCCAUCCUUAACGAGGAUGAGCUGCUGCUGUCGGACGACGAGGGCGGCAUAAAGCUUGAUCAGCAGGACGAAGAAUUUCUGCUGAGCGAGUCAGAAGAAUGGGUAAACCGGCAGCUUGCGGCCCGGGAAUCGGGCGCCAGCGAAAGUGUUACGGAGCAGGACCCCUUGACGGUGACGGCGGCGCCCAGUGAUCCACCGCAGCGAAGGGAAGCGGAAGAGAAAGUAGAUCAGGUGGAGAACUGUAAUGAAGCAAGCGCAGAAGUGGAAAAUGGAAACACGGAUGUGCAAGAGGCAUAUCAUCCUGUGGAGUCAGCAGUCGUUGAACCAGAAACCAGUAGCUACGACGAGCAUGAGCAGCAUGAUGUAUCUUUCGAUAGUCGCACGGAAGCAUCAUUCGCUGCUACAACAGACACUGACGGUACUGAGGCGGACAGUGGUUCCGUGAUGACCACCUCACAGAACACUGAUGCAACUGAGUCGACCAACCAAACAUCAUCGAAGCAAACGACAGAAUGUCCAACAAGUAUGGUACCGUCGGAGGACGGUAGUCAUGAAACUGGUGGGGCUCGACCAUACGGGACUUCAGGGAGCUCGGCCAGAGAGAACAACGUCGCGGACGCCAGUGCAGGAACGUUACGAACGGACCGGUUAACAGCGAGCCAACAGUGUGAUACGACAUCAUCGGAGGAUGUGAUCGAACAGUACGCUGGCAAUAGUAGUACCGUCGAGCUUGACUCCUUCUAUGACACGGACGAAUCAAGCGAGAAGCGUGGUUGGAAAAAUGAAACGAAAACGGAUCUGCGCAAUAUCAACGUGCAGCAUCAGCACCAGCAUCAGUCCCCACAGCAUCACCACCAUCAACAGUUGCAUCAUGGACCGCCUGGUGGUGGUGGUGGUAGUGGAGGUGCAGCAGCAGUAAACCGAGCGCCACCGCCGGGUAGCAAUUUUGGGAAACCGGGCAUGAAACCAAAUCCACUCCUACCACCUGGGAUUCAGCAGCAGCAUUCCGGAAUGGGUAAUCCACUGCUCGCACCACACGGACUACCGAUGGGCUUUCCACUAGGCUUUCCUCCGGGAGCUGCUGGCGGUCGCAUGGACUUCCGGCCCGGAAACAACAGGCAUCGGUUCCCGGCGAGACCCAACUUUCCUCCUGACAUGAACCAUCCGUUCCGUGCAAUGGAACGCAUGAACUUUCCCCGUGGAGGCCAUCCAGGACUUGGACCACGCGGAAUGCCGGGCAUGCUGGGUAAUCACGGUCUCGGACCGGGUGGUCCAAUGCCACCACAUCGUGGAUUUCCACCGCGACCGCAUCCGUUCGAUAUGAUGCGACCCGUACGGCCGGGCGAACGAUCAGCGUAUCGACCGAUGGGAGCUGCCAACGCCAAUCCAAUGUACCGUGGGGCGGCACCGCUAAAUGGUCCGGCGGCCGGUGCUGGGUUGCAGCCAGGAGCAGGAGGUCUAAGAACAGGUCCAGGUCCCAAUGGUGGCCCACCGUUCGGCACGGGAACGCAGCUACCUACGGGACCACCAGUCAGCGCGUCAGCUAAUACGAUGGCUGUUGGUGCGACUACAAUACCGCAAUCAUUAGUUUCUGGUUCAUUUGAUCCGAUGUCCGUCGGUGGUGGUGCAAAGAUACUUCAAGCAGCUGCAGCUCCACCAACCGUCGUGGCACCAUUCCCGCAGAAAGUGCUUAUCAACCCAAACUUUAAGGGGGGUGUUGAGGCUGUUAAGAAUCAAAUGAUGCGUGAUGCCGUGCUAAACGCGCAGCAAUUUGGAGCUGCCAGCUCCGUUAGUAAUGCUACUGUAGCCGCCGUUGCUGCCGCCAACGCCAGGAAUGUUAGUGAUGACGAGUUACUGCGCCAACAGGAAGAGUUCAUUAAUAAAAACCGGAUUGAGGUGGAGAAGCGCCGCCAUGAGCGAUCGCCUUCGAGGGAACGCGAUCGUGAUCGAUCCCGCGAACGAGACCGUGAUCGAGCACGAUCUCGGGAACGUGAACGAUCGCGCGAGCGAGAGCGUGAAAGGGAACGAGAGCGUGAACGGGAACGUGAGCGUGACCGGGAACGAGAAAUGCGAGGUCGAUCGCGCGAUCGAGACCGUGAGCCGGUGCGGGCUAGGUCACGGGAUCGCGAUCGGGAGUAUUCACCACGCCGGCAGCACCAUCGAGGAGGCGGAAGCCGAGAGCGUGAACUGGUGGGAAGACCGGCACGAAGGGCUGCCGGUGGUCGGGUUCGCAACGAUGGCCGUGAGUGGGAUGACGAUAGUCGGUUCCCGAAUCGUCGACGAAGCGGUGAUUACGCAGACAACCAUCGGGGUAAUCACGAGCGUCAUGAUGAUGACGAGGAUCCGGAAACCAGAGCGUAUCGCAUCGAGAUCGAGAAGCAGAAAGCUGCUCGAGAGAAGAUUCUGCGCGAGAAAGAGAUGCGUCGGAAGCGGGCAGCUGAGGAGAAGACGAAAACUCGAUCAAAUGAGAGUAAAGCUCAUGAGAACACACCACCCAAGCUCACGCCCCUUGUAGUGACGGAAAAGAAGAUCAUUACGUUGAAGAAGAAAUCGGACCAUAGCGCUGUGGCCACUUCGAGCCAUGAUGAUGAACCACGGUCCGGGCGUCAAUCCGAACGGGGUAGCAACAAAGCGGACGAUAACCGUACUACCGGUGCCCGUGCGAACGAUCAGCAGGAAUCGAACGAAGCAUCUACAACCACUGUCUCCGUAUCCGGUACGAGCUAUGAGAGGCAACGGCACAAUAGUGAUCUACACUCGGAAGCCGUUGAACUUGAUAUUCUCGAAGAACUGUUGUUGCGGGAACCAACGCCUGAACCAAUGACGCCAACCAAACCGAAACCGGCGGUAGCGACGACCACUAGUCAGGUGACGACUACUAGCGCUACGACGGCCUCAAACCGUACCGUCGUUUCAACAUCGUCGCACAGCGGAAGCACAUCAGGAAAUAGCAGCUCGACCUCAACUCGGGAACGCAGCAGUGGCAGUCGAAGAAUCGUACUGAAACCGAUGGCAUCGAGUUCCAGUAGCACCAGCACCAGCAGCAGGUCAGUAGCAGCAGGAUCGUCAGGGCGAGGACAGCAGCAACAGGACCGGCCGGAUGCGGCCAGUAGUGGCAGCAACAACCAACAUCAGGUGUCCUCCGGGAACAGUGGCAACAGCAGCAACAAGCGGCCCAUCUUUGAUCGACUAGCGGGACGCGUCGGUUUGCACGAAUCUGGCAAACAGAAGAUUCAAAGGUUAGUCAAGCGUAAUUAAACCCCCGGUAAGUUCGCUGGCCACGAAGAUUUAGCGAACCAUUGUCUCUCGCAUCCACUCUGCCGCUGUUUUGCUUUCUUCUCUAUCUUUGGAGAGGGCGCGAUUAUUAGCAAGGUUAAAGGACACUUCUACGUCCUUUAUCCUGGGUCCUGGCUAGCCCGGCUAAUGCAAACCGAGUGUACAGCAAAGCAUAGUUUGAUAAGUAGAAAUACCAGCGAACAAUUACACUUAUAACACAUUAACACGUUCAGAGCCAAACAAACGUAGCAGCAAAUGAUGAACGUUUCACACUACGAUCACCCGUUCGGGAGUGUUUUAGAAAGGAACUCGAUCGUUUUCCUUCGCCACCGAUAAGACACACACGAUGGACACACUGCAGGAUUGACUGAACUGUUAUUGUGAGAGCUCUUGUUGCACAAUGUGUUCCUGGCUGUAUUUCUAUAGCUGUUAAUUGAGUAGAACAUCUAGGACCUACAAGUUUGUGUCUCCAUUAACGUAAGGAUACGUUUUCUUUUUUACCCAUUCUUUUCUUAUUUUUAUUAGUUGUUUUACGCACGAUCACGUGGUCAAUCUCAAGCGUGAAUUCGAUCGAUGUGCGAACUGGUUCUAUGACAAUUUUGCUCUUUUUUAUUACUUAGUUUAAUGUUAAUUUUUGCUAUAAUUUUACGCUUGUCCUCUGUUCGCAUUAAUGCGCUGAUAAGAAAUGCUUCUUGAAGAAUAAGAAAAUUGACAAUUUUAUCCUGCUGACUAAUUAUGAUUCUGUUUGCAAAAGAUACAUGUUUUUUUGUCUUUAUCGUGUAUCCGUGCCGUAUACCUACCCUUUUCCCGACUGUUUUUGACACUUUCAUGUACGAAGCUUUACGUUAACAAUAGGUCCACCGCCGCGGACUACCGCUACGGGAAGAAGCAGCGGCGUGUCGCGUGUUUUUUUUGCGCUUAGGAUUACUGCUGUAAGUUGUCGUCGGUGCAUAAUGAACUGUAGACAGCAUUAGUUUCAUUAGUAGUACUUUUUACAUACUCUUGACGUUCACAAAUGCAAGUAAGAGUAAGAUCUUACUCCCGUUGUACGUGGAAUUUCAUGUAUGGAUUUAGAGAAGGGCCAUUGUGCAGGAAACAUUAUGUGUUGGUGGCAGCUGCGGGAUAGGUCUUGUGCUGUUCAGAAUGUGGCACGGUCGAAAAGAGUAACACAGAAAAAACCGGAUUGUGGCCAAAGCAUUCGUUCGCGGUUUCCAUUUUUUUUUCUUGCGGUUGUCGUUUUAGAUUUCGAUUAACAGUACGAAAGAAAAAGAAUAUCCUUAAAUAAAAUUAGAGGAGAACGGAAAUAGAUGGUUCUUCAAACAACAACACUCACUGCUACUGCUACUGGAAUCGGUAGUGUGGUUCCGUUCUGUUAGAAUUUUGCUUUUGCGUUGUGUGAACGCUAUGGUACGAUUAUAUAAGGCAUAACGAUGCACCACUUUCCAACUAUGAACCUUAUCAACUAAGAUAACCAAUAAAAUAAUAAAUUAUCACAAACUGUUCAUGCAAGAGCUAGUGACACGUGUGAGAUGAUGGGGUACGACGGUUCAGUCUCUCCACGAAACAGUACAAUGGCGAUCGUGCAAGUGGUUUUUUAUUCUGUAAAUAAUAGUGAAGCUCUCUUUUUAUGCGCAAGACAGGGAAGGGAAGUCAAUAAGCGUGCCGAGGGCUGAUUAGGCGAUAAAGGUAGCUUGUGUUCACCAGCAGCAGCACCACGACGAUUAUCUUAUUAUGAUGUUCUUUUUGGUAGAAUUUAUUUCGGUUUCAAACUAGACUUUAGUUCGUAAGCAUCGAAAAACCAGACGCGGAUGGAGAACAGCCCACGUGGCAUAGCGGCUAAUCAUGCGUUUAGGUAAUACGCCAACCAGCGAUGAAUCUAUAGGAAGCGCGCGUGUGUUUUGAUGGUGAUGAAGACGGUUCGUCGCGUAAUAUUCACGCGAAUUGCAACAAUAGUACAAAAUAGUCUGCCUAGAGAGAACCAAGAGGUGGAACCAGCUCGUAAAUGCAGUAGCUUUGAGCAGGUAUAGAAAUCGGGGAAAAAAACUGAAAACUCCUUAGGACCGUUUUAUCUUACGGAUUAACUGCAUUUACUAGUCCAGUUCUGGUGCUUAAGAUGGUAUCGGUAGUUUGACCUUAAAUUUUCUGUUUUUGGUGACAAAGUAGCAUUUAGUUAUAAAGCUAAACUGGAAGUUAAUAGUGCACGUUGUUCGCGCGACGCCCGAUCCUCAUGGCCGGCGAUGCAUGAUCGAAUCGAAGCCACCUUAGUUGUAAAUGCUUGGAUGGUAAGGACGAAAUAAGGCUAAAAGCCUUUUAGUGGUUUGCUAGGCUAGCAGAGCUUGUCGCAAACGGAGUAUGCCUUGCUACGCUGGAGAAAUACCGGUGAUACAGUAGAAAAUGAUAGGGGUCGCGGGAAAAUACUUUUUUGAUAAAGUCUGUAAAUCCGUUUAAGGCCGCGAUUUCAUGGCUCAGAUCAGCAUCGUGGAAGCGUUGCGAUGGGAAUCUACUCGGUGCUGUAGACGAACCACAGGAUAGCUCGACCCGUUUCCUUCUGUCUCUCUGUUUCUCUCUAUCAUUCCAUUCUGGUAUGCUACCGUUCUCAAUUUUCUUUGUAUAAUCUCAUUCUUCCGUAGAAAACCUUAUUGCAGGCUCUAAGACGAUAAAACGGAGUCCUCCUAUUAGGCUUCUUUUAAAGUAUUUUAAACGAUCUUAGAUGAAAGAAGAAAUAUUGCCAGAGCACGCCAAGUCCUUCUUACAGAGUAUCCUUGUAUGUUAGUCCCUUACCUGACUUCCUAAAUCACUGCUCAUCCUGUCCCACCUCCUUCCCGUCCGUUCUCUUUUUUUGGGGAGUGGUUUGAUCUCAAACUUGUGCCGUUGUUUGUUUUCUGUUAAAGGGUUUUUUUUAUUUUAAUCGUUUAAUAUAUUCCAUUAUUCUAGCCACGUGAUUCAUUGGGGAAAUUACAGAUGAGGGUAAUGGGGUUUUACCUAAAACAAAAAAAUACUCCUCAAAAAGAUGCGCAUUCCCAAGCGCCUAACAAACAGGAGAGGAGAUGACCCAAAUAAAGAUGACACAAG